AUGGGAAUCGACGAAGGCACUUCAUCCGGCGAUGCUGCACGCAUGCGAACCAUGCCGCCUCUACGGCAGGACGGUGACUCCUCGAAUGUGGAUGCGCCUCCUGUGGAUGGCCCGUCCCCGGGACAAGUCGCUACAGUGACGUCGAUGAAUCCGCUAUCCAAGGACUUUCAGAGAGUCCGGUACCUUCUUCAAGCGUCCCUUCCAGGGUUCCUCGUGCACGAUGACGUCAUGAUAUGGGAUAUGAAGAACCCAACGCUACAAACGCAGUACGAGGAACAGACGGCAGGUCUUCUCGAAGUCGACUCGUGGGUCGCGGUGGAAGACCUUGGGCCGUCCAUGGCUCAAAUGUACAGCUAUGGAUUCACGGCAAUGGAGUCGACGCAGCACGGGAUGAAGUUCACGACAGGGAACAUCGUCAUGGACAACCCUGGCAAAUCUGGGACGAAGCAGUUUGUGCUGUGUAAAGUGGCAUCCGGUCGCUCGCUACCCAUCGAGCGCGAGGAAGACGCGAAAGCAAGGCUUCCCCAGGGGUACCACAGCCACUACCUUGUCCAGCCGCAGGAGUCUGCUCAACGAGAUCGUUACUACCACGAGUACAUUGUCCAGUCGUCACGCCAGGUUCUGCCUCAAUACCUCGUUCGUUUCACGUACUCAGCCAUUGAAUCCAAGCCUGCACCAGUGUGUGCCUUGUGUGAGAAGCAAGCCGCAUCUCUCCACUGUCCGUCCUGCGACGCCAAUCUGUGUCCUUCGUGUGACACAUCAGUUCACUCGGCCAACAAACUCGCCGGUCGCCACAAGCGAUCGCCGCUUGCGGCGCCGUCUGCCGCUGGAGAACCCCCUGUUCUGCUCAGCCUCCCUUCCGUCCCAUGUCGUCUGCACGAGUCCAAGAACGUCGAGUUCUACUGUGCAGCAUGCGCGAUCCCGGUCUGCGUGCACUGCAAGAUGGUGGGCGAUCACUCCGCGGGGGAGAAGGGUGCCCAUCGCCUUGUGAGCUUGCUUGAUGCGUACGAGCAGAGUAUCAAGGAAUCGGCCAAGCCCGACCCGUUGAUCGAGACUCGGAAGGGGAUGAUUGCCACCAAACUCAAGCAAAUCAGCGACCGCGUAGGCGACAUCGCGGCCAACAAACGAGACGUUGAAAUGCAGGUGCGGCGCAGCAUGGAUGUCGUCUUGGCACGCCUCGAGGAAGAAGCGAAGGCGAAGAUGGACUUGCUCCGAUGCGAGGAGCUCGAGUUGACGCGGCAGUUGCAGCAAGUCGAGUGGGCCGAUGCAUUUCUCGCAAGUCAGCGCAGUCAGCUAGCGCCGGUCGAGUUCUUGGCGGCGUGGCACUUGCACAAACCGCUGCGCGUGGAGCAGCGUGAAUUCCCCGUCGUGCAUCUCGCGUCAGCAGAGAGCGUGAAGCCAGACAUCCAACUGCUAGGACGCAUGCAGGUAGUGUCUGGGGACGGCGACGGCCACGUACAACUGAACGACGACGACGACGGCAAACGACGCGACGAAGAGCAGCAUCCACACCAAGUGGGCGGCCACGUCAUGUCCCCCAAGGGGAAGCGCAUCAUCCAAGACGUCAAGAACGACCUCCUCAAGGGAGGCGGUGCUCGCAGUCCACAGAAACGAGAGACGGCGCGGGGUAGCUUCACCUUGCGCAUGUCGAGCACAUCCUCCAACACCCGCCAAGACGUGUGGUCGACCCAGUUGCGUCGCGAGAUGGGGCUUGACUCGGCUGACGACGCGUCCAAGCCCGAAACGACCGACGACUAAGUUAGGGUUCAAAAUCCAACAUCUGCAUCACUUUUCAAACGCGACUGCCGCGCACGGCGUUCCUAUGAUCGCCGCAGGUCAUGCCAUCAAGCUGCUUGCAUGACCGAAC
Molecule: messenger RNA, 1867 nt
Organism: Aphanomyces invadans
Lineage: Eukaryota; Oomycota; Saprolegniomycetes; Saprolegniales; Verrucalvaceae
Exons: 5
Coding region: 1-1758 (585 amino acids)
Molecular function (GO): zinc ion binding
Source: RefSeq, a predicted model, not a curated record